AUGGAUCUUUAUUAUUCACCUUAUUCUCCAACGACAGGUGCUAUCCUUAUGAUCGCCGCUGCUCUUGGUCUGGAAUUCAACAAAAUUCAGAUCAAUCUUGCUGCGAAGGAGAAUCUAACGCCAGAAUUUUUAAAGCUCAAUCCUCAGCACACUAUACCAACUAUCGUCGACAACGGAUUCGCACUGUGGGAGACUCGCGCCAUUAUCACCUAUCUGGUUGAGAAGUACGGAAAGGAUGAUUCCCUUUAUCCUAAGGAUCCUCAGAAACGUGCUGUUGUGAAUCAACGAUUAUAUUUCGAUUUGGGAACACUCUUCAAGGCUCUCGCAGAGUAUUAUUAUCCACAGUUCCAAAGUCAACCAGGUGAUCCUGAGCUAUUCAAAAAGGUGGAAGAGGCUCUGAAUUUCCUUGACAAAUUCUUAGAGGGUAAACAAUACUUGACAGGUGAUUCAUUCACCGUUGCUGACAUUGUCAGCCUCUCCACUAUUUCAUCAUUCCAAGCUCUUGGCCUUGAUAUUAGUAACCAUGAGAAUGUUGUAAACUGGUACGAGAAUGCCGGCAAUGUUGCUCCUGCAUGGAAUGAGGUCGAAGAGGGUGCGGCUAAUUUGAAGGCGUUGUUUAAAUCAUUUCAGGAAAAUUCAACCGAUUGA
Messenger RNA from Drosophila nasuta, 648 nucleotides. Its product is annotated as glutathione S-transferase 1-1-like. The record is from RefSeq and is a predicted model, not a curated record. Gene Ontology annotation, biological process: glutathione metabolic process. The coding region runs from base 1 to 648 and encodes 215 amino acids. The transcript has a single exon. Gene Ontology annotation, molecular function: glutathione transferase activity. Lineage: Eukaryota; Metazoa; Arthropoda; Insecta; Diptera; Drosophilidae.